AUGGCAGAGAUAUGGCAGCAGCAGAACAAGGAGACCGGCCUCACAGCCCACGGACUUUCUCACUCUCAUGUCUUGUCCACAGAUGAGUUCGUGGUGAUUGCCCCCACGGACCCCAUUGUGGCAGUGCUGGGCAGGGACACCACGCUGCCCUGCUCCCUGUCCCCAGCCAUGAGUGCAGAGAACAUGGAGCUGCGGUGGUUCCGUUCCAAGUUCUCAGAAGUGGUGUUCAUCUAUCAGAACCAGCGGGAGCAGAAGGAGGGGCAGAUGCCACAGUACGCAGGGAGGACCUCCCUGGUGAAGGACUUCCUCAUCCGGGGGGAGGCUGCUGUGCGCAUCGACAAGGUCCGGAUUUCUGACAAUGGGCAGUACACAUGCUUCUUCAGAAAGGGACGCUUCUAUGAAGAGGCUACUUUGGAGGUGAAGGUGGCAGGUGUGGGCUCUGCCCCUCAAGUGCACAUGGAGAGGCUGGAGGAGGACGGGGUCCAUGUGACCUGCACAGCCUUUGGGUGGUUUCCGAAGCCCCAGGUUCAGUGGAGAGACUGUAGUGGAGAGACGUUCCUAGAUUCCUCUGAGGCCCACACCCAAGACGCUGAAGGGCUGUUUCGCGUGGAGGCUUCACUGUUGGUGAGAAACAGCUCUGUGGGGAUAGUGAGCUGCUCUAUCCUCAACCCCAUCCUGGGCCAGGAGAAGGCAAAGGCCAUUUUCAUCCCAGAGCCCUUUUCUCCCCAGGCCUCUCCCUGGAAGCCGGCUUUUGCUGUGAGCCUGAGCAUAUUGGUGCUCGUCAUCCUUGGGGCUGGCUAUUUUCUCAGGAAGGAACAUUCAGCAAAGGUGCAGGCGGUGAAGGCCAGAGCCCUGAACCUCCUGGAGCUGCUGAGUUUAGAGACACUCCAGGAGGUCACAGACUUUCAAAGCUGGAACCAGGAGAAGCAGCUGUCCAUGAAGGGGUCUACCGGUGAGUGCUCCACAUCCCUCUGUCUGCGUCUCCCUGUGGUGUGUGGGAACCAUAGGUGA
Messenger RNA from Trichechus manatus latirostris (Florida manatee), 1011 nucleotides. RefSeq names its product butyrophilin-like protein 1. Gene Ontology annotation, cellular component: external side of plasma membrane. Gene Ontology annotation, molecular function: signaling receptor binding. Lineage: Eukaryota; Metazoa; Chordata; Mammalia; Sirenia; Trichechidae. Bases 1 to 1011 code for a protein of 336 amino acids. The transcript is spliced from 6 exons. The record is from RefSeq and is a predicted model, not a curated record. Gene Ontology annotation, biological process: regulation of cytokine production; T cell receptor signaling pathway.